GGACUCCAUUUUUACAUGAACGCGCGAACUUACCGGACGCCGACAUGUUGACCGCUAUCACGCAGUCGUUACUUGCUGUUAUAAUAAUCUGUUUGACGGCCUUCUAUUUCUUCUCAAAACAUCGUUAUGGGUACUGGAAAAAACGCGGAGUGCCACAAGUCGAAGAACCAGUGCUCUUCUUAGGAAACCUUUCCUUCUUGAUGAGAAAGAGUUUCUUUGAUGCUGUCUAUGACUGGACCAAAAAGUACAAGGAUGAGUACUUUGGAAUGUACUUCGGAUGGACCCCGGCACUUAUAGUGAACAAUUCAGAGCUUGCAAAACAUGUGCUAGUGAAAGACUACGAUAGUUUUCAGAACAGGUUCUCGUAUUCAGGGCUCGAUGACGACCCGUUGGGUUCUCUGAAUUUAUUUUCAGUCAAGAACCCCAUAUGGACUCAAAUGAGGAAUGAAAUAUCUCCAAUGUUCACGAGCGCCCGGCUAAAGGGAUUCGCUAACCUUAUGAACUCAAAUUCAGCGGAACUGGUUCGUAAGGUACAAACGGAUUUCAUAGACAACAAUGAGCCAGUUGAUUUCAAGAAAUUGUUUCUCAUGUACACAUCGGACACGGUGGCGUACACAGUGUUCGGCAUCCGCGUCAGUGCCCUGAAGGAGGGCAUGUCGCCGCUCUGGUACAUCACCUGCAACAUGCUCAAGUGGUCCUUCUGGAGAGGCCUGGAGUUCACCAUGAUCUUCUUCAUGCCCGUCAUCGCUGCUAUAUUCAAAUUCAAAUUCUUCUCAAAAGAAGCAACGGAAUACGUAAAAAAGUUGUUCUGGGAUGUUGUGAACGAGAGAAAGAAGACUGGACUAACUAAUGAUACAGAUCUCGUAAACCUUUUGUUGAAGUUGAAGGAUAAUUUGAAACUACCGGCCGAAUCGGGCACGGAACUAGCUGACAACUUAAUGCUGGCCCAAGCUGCCGUGUUCAUAUUGGGCUCUAUUGAAACGUCCUCUACGACGCUAAGCUACUGCAUACAUGAGCUGUCACACCACCCGGAGCAACAGGAAAAGCUUUAUCAGGAAGUUAGUAAGGCGUUGAAAGAAAGCGGAAAAGACAUAUUGGACUACAAUGAAUUACUGGAGCUCAAGUACCUUACUGCCUGCAUCCAUGAAACCUUGAGGAAGUACCCACCAGUUCAGCUGUUGGACAGAGCAUGCAACAACACGUUCAAAUGGAAGGACCUUACUAUUGAGAGUGGUACUCCAGUAUACGUGAACAUACUAGGCAUCCAUUACGAUGAGGAGAAGUACCCCCAGCCUGAUGAAUGGCGCCCGGAAAGGUUUAUAAACUCCUCGGAUAAUGAUAAUCACGACUUCAGCUUUUUGCCUUUUGGAGAAGGACCGAGAUUUUGCAUAGGUAAACGCUACGGCAUGACGCAGAUUCGUUGUGCACUCGCUCAGCUUAUAACUAAGUACAGAUUUGAGUCCGAUUCUGAAUACAAAGUGGUGUCAGACCCUUACAGCGUUUUGCUAACACCAAAAUACGACACCAAAACUAAAAUAUUUGCUCGUUCUUAGAAAGUAGGACUGAUUAUUUUGCAGAGUACAAAAUAUAUUAAUUUAACAUUUAAUAUAUGUAUAUUUCGUCAUAGCCUUUGUAGUAGGCAUCCAAUAAAAA
Messenger RNA from Trichoplusia ni (cabbage looper), 1653 nucleotides. RefSeq names its product cytochrome P450 6k1-like. The coding region runs from base 45 to 1553 and encodes 502 amino acids. Lineage: Eukaryota; Metazoa; Arthropoda; Insecta; Lepidoptera; Noctuidae. Gene Ontology annotation, molecular function: oxidoreductase activity, acting on paired donors, with incorporation or reduction of molecular oxygen; monooxygenase activity; heme binding. The record is from RefSeq and is a predicted model, not a curated record. The transcript is spliced from 8 exons.